CAUAUGCCACUGGGUGAGAGAAGUUUUCAUUGUAUUUGGGCAGCAUUAUAUGAAGUGUUAUGUGUUGUUCGUGAUGAGCCUUGGUCAAUUUAGCUUGGAGUAUGGCACCCUAUUCUAUCUGUCACCUAAUCCUGCCUAAUAGGCAGGCCAAUCCUGGAGGAAAGUAUUGGCUGUAAGAAGUAAGAACAUAACAUCUGGUUAUUUUUAAAUGACUUCUCAUGACAUUGCUUGCCAGACAACAUUGUAAUUCAUAUUUUUCCAAUUUGCGUUACCCACUCCAGUCAGCAGAUGGCGAUAUGAAUUUUUCAGGUGAUGCUUUCUAGUGGACGGGCGGGAGGAUUCUUCAACAGCGACAAAAGGUUCCUGAUUUACCCACGCGGUGCUUUGCUAGCAAACCUAAAAAUUGAAGCUCUUUAGACCAAUCUUGUGUAAAUUACUCUUAGUGUUUUGAACAUAAUUACCUAUCUACUGGUUCAUUUAAACGUAAUUUGCUUGUUAAAUUAGCAAAUGUGUUACAUUGAUACUGCACUCGGCUAAUCUCCCGGAGCAUAAACUCACUAAUCUCGACGGAGAAAGAAACUGGUGAAAGGAGGCAAAGAAGCUUGAAGAAUGAAUAAGGAGGCUAUCACAUUGAAACAAGAGGAUGAUAUUACAGUGAAAGAGGAAUAUGGGAACGAGGUUGUCAAAGUGGAAAAAGAGGUAGAAGCUUUCAGAAUCAAAACGGAGGAAGAAACGUUUGGAGUAAAAGAGGCGAGUGUCUCAAUAAAAGAGGAGAGUGUCUCAAUAAAAGAGGAAGACGCUUUGGGAGUGAAAAACGAGACUGAAGAUCCGAUUACCACCAGCGAGAGACAUGACUAUCGUGGAUCCUCCGGGGAGCCUCAACAACCUCAUGAAGCUGAAGAGGCAGAGAAGAGUCUCUCCAGAUCAGAACACCAGAUGGACAACGCUAGCCCUUCCUCCCUCCUGGAGUCCCAGUGUCGUGCCUCUCCCGGGAUGAAGAGGUUGUCUGUGCUGCUGGUGGACUGCAGGACAAGAACGGGGCUGAGUGGAACUGUGAGAGGAGGAGAAGAGAAGAAAGGAUCAGAUUUGACUCAUCAAAAAAUUGAGAGUGACACAGAAGGAAUGGAUGAGGACUCUGUGAGUGAUCUGAGUUUUGAUUCCAGCGAGGAUGACAUGUUUUUGGAAGGAGAAGAUCCAGUUUUCGAUCAUGACACUGACCCCGACUGGGAGCCCCCAGUGCCAACUUGUCCAUCCCCCUCUGAAGCUGGUUCAUCCUCUGGCUCCACACCUUCCGGGCCGUCUAGAGGACCGACAAAGAAGAGGAAGAGGGGAAGUGUGCCACCCGCUAACAGAGGGAAAGAAAGGCGUUGGCACACCGUCCUAGAAGACGAUGUGGAGCCACCCCAACCAACUUUUAGGCCGAAAAGGAAGCCAGGACCUCAGCUAAACAUGACUGCUACGUACAGCCCCCUUCAGCUUUUUCAGCUGUUCUUCACCCAAUCCGUUGUAGAGUCGCUCGUGUCUAACACGAAUAAGUAUGGGAAGAUGAAGCAAGCAAGCGAAAAGGUAGCAUGGAAGCCCAUAUCCACGUCAGAGUUUUUCUGCUACCUUUCACUGGUCAUCUACAUGGGGCUGGUGAGGCUGGAAAGCCUGAGGGACUACUGGAAAACGUCAUCUGUCUACCAACUGCCUUUCCCCUCGACAGUUAUGUCCUGCAAAAGGUUUCUGGAUCUCUCCCAGGCGCUUCACAUCAGUGACCCAAAGGUUGAUGAAGAGAACGAGAAGAAGAGGGGCACAGCGAGGUUCGAUACGCUGUGCAAAAUCAAACCUCUCUACCACAGCAUUGUCGAGGCCUGCAAGACGUACUUUCAGCCAGCCCAGAACGUGUCAAUCGAUGAGAGGAUGGUAGCCUCAAAGGACAGAAUUGGCCUCCAACAAUACAUGAUAAACAAACCAACCAAGUGUGGUCUCAAACUGUUUGUGUUGGCUGACUCUGCGUGUGCCUACACGUGCAAUUUCUUGGUCUAUGAGGGGAAGAAGAGUUUUGCUACCGGUAAGGAACUCAGCUAUGCCUCUGUAAUGGUGUUAUUGGAUUUUCAACUGCUCGGGAAGGGCUACAAACUGUUUGUGGAUUACUUCUACACAAGCCCUACCCUGUUUGCAGAGCUUAGGAAGCGGGGAGUGUGGGCUUGUGGCACCAUUCGUACCUCCAAGGUGGGCUUCCCGAAGACGAAGGUGAACGACAUGCCUAAGUGGGCUGAGCGGGGGACCAUGAGAUGGAUCCGUGAAGAUGGCCUGCUGUUUGUAAAGUGGAUGGAUGCCAAAGAGGUGGUGAUGUGCUCCACAAUCCACAAGUCCUUCAGUGAGGAUUAUGUUGUCAGGCGUGUGAAGGACGCUACAGGGGCAUGGACCACCAAAAAUGUCCCCAUUCCAACUGCGGUAAAGGACUUCAACAAGAGCAUGGAAGGUGUGUACCUAUCAGAUGUGCUGACGGGCUAUUACAAUGUUCUCCAUAAGACAAUGAAAUGGUACAAGACCUUCUUCUAUCAUUUCAUCGACAUCGCCGUGGUGAAUGCAUUCAUCCUACACAAGGAAAUGGCGACGAGCUGUGGAAAGCCCUUCCUCUCACAGAAAGCCUUCCGAGAGCAGCUCAUCAAGGAGCUGGCUGGCCACAGCACCACUGCACCAAGUCCUGUCCCUUCUGCUCGAGAGCAGCUCAUCAAGGAGCUGGCUGGCCACAGCACCACUGCACCAAGUCCUGUCCCUUCUGCUCGAGAGCAGCUCAUCAAGGAGCUUGCUGGCCGCAGCACCACUGCACCAAGCCCUGUCCCUUCUGCUCGAGAGCAGCUCAUCAAGGAGCUUGCUGGCCACAGCACCACUGCACCAAGCCCUGUCCCUUCUGCUCGAGAGCAGCUCAUCAAGGAGCUUGCUGGCCGCAGCACCACUGCACCAAGCCCUGUCCCUUCUGCUCGAGAGCAGCUCAUCAAGGAGCUUGCUGGCCGCAGCACCACUGCACCAAGCCCUGUCCCUUCUGCUCGAGAGCAGCUCAUCAAGGAGCUUGCUGGCCACAGCACCACUGCACCAAGCCCUGUCCCUUCUGUCCCUCCUGCCACAAGUGUUCAUCUGCCCAAAUAUAUUUGUGCAGGCAUGGAUGUGCCUAAGGGCCAAAGGGGCUCAGCAUGGAGGCGUUGCUGUGUUGUCUGCAAGAUGAAGUCCCCCAUCACAUGCCCCACAUGCUCAGUGACCCUCUGCUUUACAUCGGAGAGAGACUGCUACGGCAUCUGGCAUCAGCAGCAGAAUAUUGUGUAGAGCUUUGGCAAAGUGGGUGGGGUUUUAUCCUUCCUGUUUGGCCCAGUCUCAUCGGAUGGGGCAACAGUGUCUCCUGACCCCUCCUGUCUCAGCCUCCAGUAUUUAUGCUGCAGUAGUUUGUGUCGGGGGGCUAGGGUCAGUUUGUUAUAUCUGGAGUACUUCUCCUGUCCUAUUCGGUGUCCUGUGUGAAUUUAAGUGUGCUCUCUCCAAUUCUCUCGUUCUCUCUCUCGGAGGACCUGAGCCCUAGGACCAGGCGUCAGGCCUACCUGGCGUGAUGACUCCUUGUUGUCCCCAGUCCACCCGGCCGUGCUGCUGCUCCAGUUUCAACUGUUCUGCCUGCGGCUAUGGAACCCUAAACUGUUCAUUUUUACUCUUGAGGUGUGUAGAAAAAAGCCAAAAGAGAUCAGACCCCUCCCCCAGUAGCCGGUCCAGAUCCAGAGCCACAUCCAUGGGCUCUAAGACCAACUAUUGACUGGGGAAUGCGGGAAGAAACUGCCACAAACAGCAAGUGACCAGCAGAGGGAGCCAAA
Molecule: messenger RNA, 3839 nt
Organism: Oncorhynchus mykiss (rainbow trout)
Lineage: Eukaryota; Metazoa; Chordata; Actinopteri; Salmoniformes; Salmonidae
Source: RefSeq, a predicted model, not a curated record